AUGUCGUCUUGUACCACUAGACCUUCCUCGCUAGCCUGCAUCGAGUGCAGAAAGCGACAUCUAAAGUGCAGUGCCAGCGUGCCCGUUUGCUCGCGUUGUUCCCUUCGCGGCCUGCAAUGCGUCUACAAGCCAUCGCGACGCGGCCAGAGAGGCCCACCGUCCAACCAUGUUGAUCUGUUGUCGCCCGUGUCCGGAUCCCGGAUCGUUCAGAGCACUAGUGCCACGUCUAACAACGGCCUCCCGUUUUCCUCGGCUGACGUCCCUGCUCCAGCUACUUUUCCUCUGAAUGGCGAAGAUCCCGUUGCCCUUGCGGCCCAGGAGGCGAGCUCUCUUCCUGCCGGCAGCGAGCAUCUCGUCAACUUGUACUACAACAACUUCCACCCCGCUCAUCCUAUCCUUGUCCCCCGCGAUCUCUACCAAGCCCGAAGCUACCCGAGUUAUCUGGCAAGCGUUGUCACAUUCAUCGGCAGCCAUUUUUCAUCGUCAUGCUCGAGCGAUUCUCUGAGGGCCAUAGCCAUAAACGCCCUGUCCGACUUCAACAUGAAGACGGCAACCAUGGUACAAGCCAGGUUGCUUUGUGCCAUUGCCUUACACGCCGAGAACGAACGAGAACUUUCCAAUUCACUUCUUGGAGCUGCAGUUGACCUGGCCAUAGAAAUUGGCAUGCACCAAAAAGCUUUCGCCAUCCUGUACGGGGAAGCACGGCCGAUCGAGGAGGAGAGUCUCCGAAGAACCUGGUGGGAGCUCUACGUGGUUGAUGGCUACUUGGCCGCUCUGGACAAGAAGUCUGAGUUCAAAACCAAUGCUGUCAACGCCGACGUCCUUUUGCCAUGCGAGGAGUUCGUUUACGCUGACGGAGCAUGCUUGCCUUCUCCGCUUUCCCUGGCGGAUUUUGACCAAAGAAUAUUUGGACACGACGAGUUGCAAUUCUCAUCCUUCUGUUACCGCAUCGAAGCUACCCGGAUACUCAGUCGGGUGCUCGCACUUGAUGGGAUGCGUGAGGUGCAUCAGGACCAACUUCAAGCCGUCGACAAUGCCUUGGCUGGUUGGUCGCUUCAUCUCCCUCCCACCAAAGCAGACAUCAUGAAUGAAUACGGCGAACUGGAUGAGAUGUUGUUCCAGGCAUACAUGAUAAUCCAGUUCGCGACCAUCUUCUUGCAUUCCCCGAGGAGUGGUCUAAUGUCGGCGCUGCCAACCUGCCCAGACAUUCCCUGCAUCUACAGCAAAAAGCAGGCGCCUCCAGCGCAGACCCAACACAUGCAUGCUGUUAAGGCGACAGAAGCUUCGAAGCAAGUCUCAAACCUCGCCGCGUUGCGAUGGCCGGUACAAAAGCACACCCCUUUCUUUAUCUGCGGAGUCGUCAUCGGUGCCAUCAUUCAGCUAUCCACUUGCUCUAAACACUCCGGUCUCUGCUUAGAGCAACACCGUGAUCACGUCAGCUUGAUCAUCGGAGUUUUGAAAUCGUUUAGCCAAAAUUGGACGAUUGCACACGUAGCCGUUACCCAGAUCAAAAAGGUCGGCGCUGAGAUACUACGCCCAAAACCUUUCUUAUCGCAGCGCGACUCGGCUCUGGACACCUUGGAAAUCUCGCCCGGCAAUGACCCUUGGUUCGACCUACUCAAUAUGCCAACCCUACAAGGCCUGGCCGAAUAUGAAGCAGAAACGAAUCAGCUGGUGUAAGGCGUAGGGUCCCGAUAACAGCUAAGAUACCCUGUAUUAGCUUGGAAAAUAUUUUUUUCUGGAUUCAACAAUCUUUCCAAUAGCCUUUUAUUACUACAUCAAGAGAUCCUUUUCCAUUUCGUCUAGAGAUUAUUGUCCGAAC
Molecule: messenger RNA, 1822 nt
Organism: Aplosporella prunicola CBS 121167
Lineage: Eukaryota; Fungi; Ascomycota; Dothideomycetes; Botryosphaeriales; Aplosporellaceae
Exons: 1
Coding region: 1-1680 (559 amino acids)
Biological process (GO): DNA-templated transcription; regulation of DNA-templated transcription
Molecular function (GO): zinc ion binding; DNA binding; DNA-binding transcription factor activity, RNA polymerase II-specific
Source: RefSeq, a predicted model, not a curated record